UCGGGAGUCGUGAACCGAGGCCUCGAACGGCGUCCGGUUUCCGGUUUCGCUCGUCGGAAGUGACGCAAGCGGGCCGCGCCGCGGAGUGCGGAGGCCGGGUCGCGAUGAGCGGCGUCCUGUGCGCGCCGGCAGCCGGGGCCGUCCGGGCGGCGAGGUUCGUGCGCUGGGUUUCCCGAACCCCGCGGUCGCCGCGCGCCACCGAGGGCGACGAGGAGGACGAGGCUGACCGCCCCAUCCAGUUCUCGUCCAGUAGGGCGCACCCGGCGCGCUGGUCGGUGCAGCACUCCCUGGGGCAGGGGCAGCAGCGGCCCUGGUGGCGGGUGCUGCCCUUCAGCCUGACCCUCAUGGCCCUGGUGGUCUGGUGCUUCCUGCGGCAGGAGACCGGCACCGACCGGUGGUUGAGACGGGUGCUGGGCGAGGAGGCGGCGGAGCCCGCGGACGGCGCGCGGGAGCCCGGAGCUGCGGCCGGGGAGCGGGCGCGCAGCUAGCGGGGUGCUCGCGGAGGCCGCCCCGCGCGGACCGAGCGCCCCGGCGUGGGGCACUCGAGCGCCGCCCGGCGCCCGCGGCAGAAGGACGGGUCCUUUUCAGAUCCGCAGUGGAGGUUUUGCCCGCCUCGUGUGCUGCCGGGUCUGCGGAGCGCCCCGCUCCAACAGCAUCCCGUUUCCAGAGCCAGCCGGGUGACACUGGGGAGCCAGGUGGUGCGUCACCCGCCUUCCGAGACCGUCGCGGGCCGGACUCACAGCUCGCGGCCUACCGGAGUGCGUAGAUUGGAUGUCACUUUCACGGACUAACAACCUGACACUUUUGAUUUGGUCACGUGGCAUUAAGCCAGUCCUUUCCCCCUCCCCCUUUUUUGCAUCUUAUUAAAAAAAAAUACACCAAAAAACCAAAAAGGGAGACUUUUUGAGUCCUUUCCAGUUCCUUCGUUUUUUUUUUCCCCCAGAGUAAGUAGGAACUGAGCAAAGAAGUCUCCGUGGUAUUUGUGGGAUUUACACCUGAUCUUAGCCAAAAGGCCGAGAAGCGAUUUUUGUGGGAUUUACAAACAGUGCCAGAAAUGAUGAACUUUCUCAGCUCUACAGAUUUUUUUAUUUUUUAUUUUUAGCAAGGUAACAGUUUUCUGAGUAGAGUUGAGACUGAGAAGUAUGUCUUUUGAGAAACUGCAGGGAGUGUUUUUAGGCAUCUAAAUGAUCACACUCUCAAGGACUGCUUAGUAAGAAACUGCAAUUGUGAAUUAAAUGCAAGAUGCACACAAGGAAGCUUGUAUUUGCUUAGGCCUCUCGUGGAAGGCUUCUUGUCUGCACGUCUCUGGUGCCAAAGUCACCUGGAGAUUUCUUUUCUUCAGGUGUGUGAAGCUGCUGGCUCCCUGGCAGUGUGCUGGCUUCCCCGGGGGUCUCCGCAUCCCGCCCACCUCAUAAACCAUGAUUGGCAGGGAAGUGGGAUCCAUACAAGUAUGUCCCUUACUGAAAGACAGACCAAGGUGUGGAAAGAUUGACCUGACGUAGCUCAGGCUGCAUUGUUUUCCUGGCAGGAACAAAUAUCCGAGCUGUCCCUUCUCUACGUGAACAUGUGGUUAUCUGUUUGAUGGGGAACUGUUCUGUUUGAGCAACAGUCAUUGAAACCUGAACCCUGAUUUUUCUCUCUCUCGUUCCUGCAGAGAAUAAAAAGAGGUCAGACCUAAUAAAAA
Messenger RNA from Nyctereutes procyonoides (raccoon dog), 1684 nucleotides. RefSeq names its product ubiquinol-cytochrome-c reductase complex assembly factor 4. NCBI's taxonomy places the organism in Eukaryota, Metazoa, Chordata, Mammalia, Carnivora, Canidae. The record is from RefSeq and is a predicted model, not a curated record. The transcript is spliced from 2 exons. Bases 105 to 488 code for a protein of 127 amino acids.